AUGGCUUCAAUUUCUUCAUUCUUCUCCUCUUCCUUUAUUCUCAAGCGAAUCGUAACCCCAAACUCCUUCCUCGUCACUGCAAAAUCUCCAUCCUCCUUCUCCAAUCUGCCUACAAAGCCACUGCGGCCUUCACCGGUGGCACUGUCUCUCCCAGGCGGGUCACGGGCGGAGAUUCCUUCCGCGCCUAGAACUGAGCCUCCGCGUUUUCCCAAAGAGAUGCCUGUCGGUCCGAGCCAGGAUCCGGCAGAAACUGAUGCCGGAGUUCCGCCCGAGAUAAUGGCGGAUCCUCCUCCGACGAAUCCUGUGCCAAGUGAUCCGAAUCCGACACCGAAACCAGAGGGUCCGAAGCCUCCGCUGUCGCCGCCGGGGCCUGAAUUCCCUAUUCCCAAGCCUGAAGUUGUGCCGCCGCAGCCGCCUGAUGUUGUCCCGCCACGGCCGCCGGGACCGGAGAUCAUUCCACCACCUUCGAUCCCGCCGGAUAUUUCGCCGCCUCCGACCCCAGAAGGGCCUCAAAUAAUAGUGUAG
This is a messenger RNA of Prosopis cineraria, 525 nucleotides long. RefSeq names its product protein TRACHEARY ELEMENT DIFFERENTIATION-RELATED 7A-like. The record is from RefSeq and is a predicted model, not a curated record. Bases 1 to 525 code for a protein of 174 amino acids. NCBI's taxonomy places the organism in Eukaryota, Viridiplantae, Streptophyta, Magnoliopsida, Fabales, Fabaceae. The transcript has a single exon.